AUCUUCUCAAUUAAUUUCGAAGUAUCUCUUCAAUUGAUUGUUUCUAGUAUACAAACAAUCUAUGAAAGCAUGAAGUUCAUCCAGAGUCUCGCAUUGGCGUUUGCAGCCAGCGCUGUGGCCUCAGAGCAGCAAUUGCCUUUGCAACAUGGCGAUCAACGACCGAAUAUCGUGGUGAUCUUGACGGAUGAUCAGGAUUUGCAUAUGGACUCUAUCUCGUAUAUGCCAUUGUUGAAAAAGCAUGUCAUUGACCAGGGAACUUUUUACAAGAGUCAUUACUGCACGACUGCGAUUUGCUGUCCUUCACGAGUUACGCUUUGGACGGGCAGGAAUGCUCACAAUACGAAUGUUACUGAUGUGUUUCCUCCUUAUGGCGGCUAUCCCAAGUUCGUAGCUCAAGGGUGGAACUCGAAUUGGCUUCCCGUAUGGCUCCAAGCCGCGGGAUACAGCACUUACUACACGGGAAAACUGUUCAACUCACACACUGUCGACAAUUGGAACAAUCCUCACCCAAGCGGUUGGACAUCCUCAGACUUUCUGCUAGAUCCUCACACGUACCAGUAUCUCAACGCAACCUUCCAACGUAAUGACAGGCCACCAGUCAGCCAUGAAGGAGAGUACUCGACAGAUGUGCUUGCUGAAAAAGCUUACGGACUGUUGGAAGAAGGUGUCAAUUUGAGACAGCCUUUCUUUUUGACGAUUGCGCCGGUAGCACCUCAUUCGGAUGUUAAUGCUUCAACUUUCGUGAAGCCGGGAACUGGAAAGGACUUGGAUGGGAUUAUCAUGAAUGCACCGAUUCCUGCGGAUCGACAUAAGCAUUUGUUUCCAGAAGCGAUGGUGCCACGAACUGCGAACUUCAAUCCCGAUAAGCCCUCGUCUGUGUCUUGGCUCUCGAGACUGGAUAAACUUACGGAUGAGGUGGUAGCAUAUAACGACAACUUCUACCGUCGCCGACUCCAAGCGCUUCAGGCAGUAGAUGAGAUAGUCGAAGGUAUCGUCACCAGACUUGAAGACUACGGUAUCCUCGAUAAUACCUACAUCAUCUACUCAACCGAUAACGGCUACCAUAUUUCUCAGCAUCGACUGAAUCCCGGCAAGGAAUGCAGUUUCGAGGAAGAUAUCAACAUUCCCCUAAUCAUCAGAGGACCACAUGUUCCCAUUGGCGAAACUAAAGUCGUUACAGCACACGCAGACUUGGCACCUACGAUUUUGAAGAUUGCAAGUGCAAAGGAGGGUUGGUCUGGACUUGAUGGAAGUCCAAUCCCACUAAGCGAGAAAGAGCUCGAAGACUCGAAAAGUUCAAGACAAGAGCAUGUUAACGUUGAGUUUUGGGGACGAGGUAUCCCAGAAGGUAUUUAUAAGUUCUCUUUGGAUGAUGGGAAGAUUGUUGCAUAUGCUCCAAAUAAUACUUACAAAGCUCUGAGAAUUAUCUCAUCUUCUUACAAUCUCCUCUAUACUGUCUGGUGCAGUAAUGAGCAUGAACUUUACGACCUCAACACUGAUCCAGGACAACUGAAAAACUUGUAUCCAACUUCAAAAUUCUUGCCUGAGCAGAAUUUGCUUGGAAUUCCACUGUCUAAAGUCCUUCCUCGACUCGAUGCACUUCUCAUGGUCACAAAAUCUUGCAAAGGACAGACUUGCGUGAACCCUUGGUCAGUCAUCCAUCCCGCAGGAAACGUGAAAACGCUUGGAGACGCAUUAAAUCCACGAUUUGACGGCUUCUAUACAAGUAUAUCAGAGAGUGUACGCUUUGAUAAGUGCGAGCUUGGAUAUAUUCUGGAAUCUGAAGGACCUCAAAGCGUAGCAAUUUUCCAGGAUGAUACUGGUGGAUCUGAGCUAUAGUCAGAAGCUUCAUAUGCAUG
Messenger RNA from Mollisia scopiformis, 1859 nucleotides. RefSeq names its product Arylsulphatase. Bases 70 to 1839 code for a protein of 589 amino acids. Gene Ontology annotation, molecular function: arylsulfatase activity; N-acetylglucosamine-6-sulfatase activity; glycosaminoglycan binding. The record is from RefSeq and is a predicted model, not a curated record. Gene Ontology annotation, biological process: phenol-containing compound metabolic process. The transcript is spliced from 5 exons. Lineage: Eukaryota; Fungi; Ascomycota; Leotiomycetes; Helotiales; Mollisiaceae.